GGGCCUUUGAUGUGUGCAUGGAUAGGUGGGUGGAUGGCUUGUAAUACGGCUACUAGGGAAGGAGGCAGGGGACCCCCCAAGGGCACCCUCAGCGUGACCCACUUGGGCUCCCUAUAAUUGCUUCCUUUCUUGGCAGACUACAAAUAGGGGUAUGCUGCCUAUAGGCUCUACAUUUGAGACGCCAACACCAGUGUGAGGAUGGCGAGGCCUCUGGAGCAGGCGGUGGCCGUGAUCGUGUGCACCUUCCAGGAGUACGCGGGGCGCUGUGGGGACAAGCACAAGCUCUGCCAGGCCGAGCUCAAGGAGCUGCUGCAGAAGGAGCUGCCCACCUGGGUCCCGACGGAGCUGCGAGAGUGUGACUACAAUAAGUUCAUGAGUCUUCUGGACACCAACAAGGACUGCGAGGUGGACUUUGUGGAGUACGUGCGCUCCCUCGCCUGCCUCUGCACCUACUGCCAUGAAUACUUCAAGAACUGUUCCCCGGAGCCCCCCUGCUCCCAGUAGCCUCUGCUCCAUCUCUGCCCACACCCUCCUCCCCUCUCUCCUGCACCCUCUCCAUCAGGAGACUCCUAGAUUUGCCCCUGAUAUCGUAGCCCAUUUUGCCCACAGUGGGGGGCACAUGAAGGGACCUGUUCCCAGGAUCAGCGCUGGAGACGUAGAGCAGCCAUCCUCGGCCUCCCUACAGGGGCCCCAGAUGGGCGGAGGUGGGGAUCUGCUUUGAGGCUGCCCAGGCCGGGCAGAGUGUGAGCCUGAAUGAAACCACAACAGGAACAGGCCUGCUGAACUCCUAAUAAAGAACUGGUGUCAUCUGGCUUG
Molecule: messenger RNA, 816 nt
Organism: Pipistrellus kuhlii (Kuhl's pipistrelle)
Lineage: Eukaryota; Metazoa; Chordata; Mammalia; Chiroptera; Vespertilionidae
Gene: S100A3
Product: S100 calcium binding protein A3
Exons: 3
Coding region: 199-504 (101 amino acids)
Cellular component (GO): cytoplasm
Molecular function (GO): transition metal ion binding
Source: RefSeq, a predicted model, not a curated record